This is a messenger RNA of Daucus carota subsp. sativus, 1487 nucleotides long. Its product is annotated as vicilin Cor a 11.0101-like. The record is from RefSeq and is a predicted model, not a curated record. Lineage: Eukaryota; Viridiplantae; Streptophyta; Magnoliopsida; Apiales; Apiaceae. The coding region runs from base 1 to 1347 and encodes 448 amino acids. The transcript is spliced from 4 exons.
AUGGCAAACAAAGGCAAGCCCUGUGCUUUCCUUCUCAUUCUCUUCCUUUGUCUUGCUUCUUUUAUUACUGUUAAAGCACUUGACAAAAGCGAUACGACGCUGACCAAGUGCAUCAAGGGUUGCCAACGGAAGUACCCUCAGAGCCCAGAGGAGCGAUAUCGGGCUUGUCAGCAGCACUGCGAGAGCACUGAACUGCAGCACCGCCCUGAGUGCAGACAACAGUGCAUAGACAAGUACAAAAAGGAACGAAAAGAUGAUAACCCUUAUGCGUUCGAGGAGCAACACUUCACUACGUUAAUUGAGUCUCAGCAUGGCAGCCUCAGAAUUCUUCAGAAGUUCCUGGAUCAUUCCAAGCUUUUAUCAGGCAUCAACAGCUUCCGUUUUGGAUUUCUUGAGGUCGGUCCUCACGCGCUUCUUGUCCCUAGCCAUCUGGAUGCGAACCUUCUUAACGUUGUUCUUCGAGGAAGGGGAAGAGUGAGCUUGGUACGUUCAAAAGGAAGAGAGAGCUUAAGUCUUCAACCUGGCGAUAUCUACAGAAUUCCUGCAGGAACAACUGCUUACUUGAUCAAUAUAAACAAGACUGAGAAACUUGAGAUUGCGUCGCUCAUCCAACCUGUUUCCACUCCGAGCAAAUUUCAGGCCUUUUUCGGAGCUGUUGGACAGAACCCAAAGGGCUUUCUCACAACUUUCAGCCCUGAGCUCCUAGAAGCCGCUUACAAGGUAAACAGGGAUAGGCUGCAGAGAUUUCUGGGACAAAAGAAUGAGGGGUUCUUCGUUGACGCUUCUGAAGAGCAAAUCAGGGCUUUGAGUGAUCAGGCAGGUGAAAAGGGGUCAAGGCCUUUUGGUAAAUCAAGAAGCACGGUUAAUAUUUUACACCAACGCCCUGUACAUUCAAAUAAGUAUGGUGAGAUCCGUGACGUAAAACCUGAUGACUUCAAGCCAUUAGAAGACCUUAAUGUUGGUGUUGCGUUCGCAAACAUUACACAGGGAGCAAUGUCAACCAUGUUUUUCAACUCCAAGGCAACCAAGAUCUGUGUAGUGCCUAACGGGAAAGGUUACAUUCAGAUGGCAUGCCCACAGUUGUCUUCCUCUUCUUCAGAGGAGUCCGAACAAGGCCAUGGCAACGGAGGCUCCCACGAGCAGAGUCCAGGUUAUAAGCAGCUGAAUACCCAAUUAAGGCCUGGCAUUGUGUUCAUAGCCCCUCCUGGUCACCCUUUUGUCAUGGUAGCUUCCAGUAACCAAAAGCUUGAGGUUCUCUGUUUUGUAAUCAAUGCCAGAAACAAUGAAAGAACCCCUCUCGCAGGUAUUGGGACUAGUCCUAUCAGUCAACAUCAAUGUCAAAAUUGAUAAUUUUUUGUGUGUUAUGACAUUCUUAGUUCUUUUCAUAGCACUUGAUCAAGAAUCUUAUUAACCCGUCAUCAACCCGCUUGAGUUAGUAUAUAUAGCCUGAUUUUGAUCUGAAAUUCAUGUAAAACUUUCAGGAGGAA